Messenger RNA from Paramecium pentaurelia, 1080 nucleotides. The record is from the annotation of a GenBank genome assembly. NCBI's taxonomy places the organism in Eukaryota, Ciliophora, Oligohymenophorea, Peniculida, Parameciidae.
AUGGAAAUCUAAUUAUUGUGUUUAUAUUCUGAUCAUAAUAACUAAUAAAUUCUUGGAGCCUGCCUUAAUGAAGACUGUUGUUCCCAAAGAGCUUAUUGUUAAAAUUGCAUCGAAGAUCUACACAUGAAUCAUGUAAACGACUUAUGCUCAUUAAAUUAAUUUGAACUAAAACUAAAAGAAGCAAAUUUAAUUAUUGAUUCUUUAUCAAAACACCUUUAACAAGCAAAAAAUUAAAUAUCAUAAAUUGCUAAAUUUUAAUAAUCAAUAAUCUACUUACACUAAUAAAACUUCAAUAAUCUAUCGCAUUUAUAAUUUAACCCUGCUAUUGAUCAACUUAUUGCUAUCAAAAAAAUAGAAAAAGAAUUAAUACCUAUGUUAUAGAAUAUUUGUAAAAAUCUUUAAUCAAUUACAUUAAAAUUUGAAGAAAUUUAAAACUAUGAAAGUAUACUAUUUUAUUCAUCUACAUCUUAGAUAAAUAACAACUAUGUAGAGAGCAGAGCAAAUUAAUAGAACCUCUUAAUGUUGUCUUUCAAAAUAAUGUAGAUAAUAUUGAUAUUUUCGAUUCAGGAAAAAUAGCUUUGAAAAAAAAUUUAGGUUAUCAGUUUGUAAUUGGUUAUCCUCCGAUACCAUUAUAGAAAAGGGUUUCUUUUGUAUUUGAAAUAAUUUCUGUUGGAUUAAGAACAGCCAUAGGAAUAUGUUAGAAAGACAUAAAUAUAAAAGCUUAAUAAUUAAAAGAAGGACAUGGGUUUUUUAUUUAUAAUUCAUUUUAGUUCUUAUUUAAUGGUUAAUUCUGGAAAUUGUUUUGAAAGUAAAAAACCAUAAGGUACUAAAACUGCAUUUGAAUUUUAAAAAGGCUCUAAAAUUCUUAUUGAAGUCAAUACUAUUCAAAAAAAGAUUAUUUGGAGAAAUUUAGAUAAUUUAAAUGAAUAUGUAGAUCGAUUAUAUAUUGUUUAGUCUGUUGCCAUUGAUAUAUCUAAAGAAUUAUACCCAUGUUUGAGAUUGGGACCAAAAAAUUAAAAUGAACCCUCAGAAGUAAGAAUUUUAGAUAAUUAUUAAUGUCAUAACUUUAUUGAAAAAUGA